Vigna radiata var. radiata (mung bean) is the source of this 429-nucleotide messenger RNA. Its product is annotated as probable E3 ubiquitin-protein ligase RHC2A. The record is from RefSeq and is a predicted model, not a curated record. The coding region runs from base 1 to 429 and encodes 142 amino acids. The transcript has a single exon. Lineage: Eukaryota; Viridiplantae; Streptophyta; Magnoliopsida; Fabales; Fabaceae.
AUGGCAAUGCAGUGGUCAAUUGUAGAUGAUGGCUUUAUUAUCGAAUUUGCAAUUCUUGGCCACCACAAUAACAACAACCGUGGAAAUAUAAGAUCUGGUGAAGAAGAUGUUGAAGUUUAUGUCCUUGAUUCUGUGAACUUAGGUGGCAGCAACAUUCAAAACAAUGGCAGUAGAAGUUUAAGAUCAAGCGAAGAUGGUAUUUUGAUUUUUGAUUCUGUGCAGUACAACUAUGAUUCUUUGAAAAAUCUUGAAAGGUUUAUAAUUGAAGAAAAAACAGAAGAUUCUUGUUGCAUAUGUCUUGAGGAAUUUGCAAUCGGAUCAAGUGCAAUUCGCAUACCCCAUACAUGUUCUCAUAUCUUUCAUCACCACUGCAUCACAGAAUGGCUCGACAUCAAUCACACUUGUCCUUUGUGUCGUAGAAACAUAUAA